AAUUACAAUGAGAAACACGUACGUAACUCCACGAAAAUAUCAAACUUCAGACAGAAAAAUUGUGACGAUAGUAGUCACUCCAGUUAAUAGUUUACAGCUCUGUUUAAUAUGGAAUGUGAUAAAACACACGUUAAUCAAAUGUUCGGCGGUCUGGAGAACGUCAUUUACACUGUGGAAUCUUAUGACAUAACUAACACUAACCCAGAGGAAAUAGAUGACGUAGGAAGACCACAUGGUAUUGGUAGAAAGAAUAAAACGCGGUUUCAGUUUUUGUUAAAUCCUAAAUUCCUUUUAUUUACCAUUUCGGUUUUAAUAGUUAUACAAGGAAUGUUUUUCAGCUACUUUGUUGGCAUUGUAUACACCUUAGAGAAACGAUACGCUGUUUACAGUACAAUCAGUGGUUUUAUCCUCAUUGCUGGUGAACUAAGUCCAAUUUUGCUGGGUGGAAUAAUAGGCUACUUCUCGCAGAAGAGUCAUCGACCAAGAAUAAUAGGAUUAUGUAUGGUUGUUUCUGCUAUAGGGUGUUUUGUCUGUACACUUCCAUAUUUUAUACAUGGUCCAGGGCUUCAUCUUCUGAUAUCUUCGAUCGACAAAAACAGCACGUAUGAUCUUUGUGGAGUUAAUAAAAGAGAAGAUUAUUACUGUUCUUCAAAAACAUAUCAGUCCACAGCUUUAAAGUUAGAAGUUAUCAUACUGUUUCUCGGGAGUAUGUUAAAAGGAGUUGGAUAUAUUGGUACCUUUAUCAUAGGAAUACCCUUGGUAGAUGACAACGCCAAGAAGAAGGACUCCCCAGUAUAUAUAGGAGUGACCCUCGCAUGCAAACUUCUUGGUCCUGCUUUGGGUUUCAUGCUAGCCUCCUUUUGCAUCAAGUUUUACGAAGAUCCUGGAUACAUGGCCAAAACAUUCAGACAAAUAGCUCUUAACCCCAUUCUUGUAUGUCAUACCUUUGGUAUCACCCUACGAUUAGUUAGCGUUAUUGGUUAUAUGACACUCAUGUCUAAAUAUAUGGAGGUCCAAUUUCAUCAAACAGCGUCUGGAGCAAGUUUCUUCUCCGGUUUGACCAUCGUGUUGUCGAUGGUGCUGGGAAUAUUAGCUGGGAGUGUGGUGAUUCGCAAGGUCAGACCUCAACCACGCAGUCUUCUGGCCUACAUACUCUCUACAGAAACCUUAAGCCUCGUGCUCUUACUGAUAGUCAUGUUUAUUUCUUGUGCCCCUCCUAAGAUUGCUGGACUGACGAAAUCUCGUGAAAGGAUUGAACUGAAUCAACCUUGUAACGAUCACUGCAAUUGUUCCACCCGAGUGUUCCAUCCAGUGUGUGGUUAUGACGUUGAAUCAACCGAACAAAUUACCUUCUUCUCUCCGUGUUUUGCUGGAUGUCAAUCCAUCAAUCUGAGCUCUAAAAUAUUGUUUCAAGAAGCUCAAUCUUACUCCAGCUGUAGUUGUCUUGAGACUAAUUCUGAAGUAACAUCUGAUGAAACGGCAACUACAGGUUAUUGUGAGUCUUACUGUAACAUGUUUGUACCAUAUAUCGUUUUAUGUGCGUUGGGGAAAAUUAUCUACUCUACAGGAAGUGCGGGAAAUCAGCUUGUUCCGUUAAGGUGUGUGGAUCCAAAAGACAAAGGUGUAGCGCUGGGACUGAAAGGAGCUGUUGUUUCUCUCUUCGCUUUUUUACCUGCACCAGUGAUCUUUGGAUUUCUCGCAGACGAUGCAUGCACGGUCUGGGAGGAGGAAUGUGGAUCACGUGGAAACUGCUGGUUGUAUGACCUUGACAAGUUUCGUUAUAACCUUCACGGUGCUUCCUUUGGGUUCUUCCUGGCGGGCAGUCUUUUUGAUCUUGGUGUGUUUCUUUUAGCACCACGAAUGAAGGAUUUAUACGAUGACGAAAAGGACAAGAUGGAGACAAUUUUCUAAUUACUUUGUGUUUCUAACCGGGCUC
Molecule: messenger RNA, 1936 nt
Organism: Limulus polyphemus (Atlantic horseshoe crab)
Lineage: Eukaryota; Metazoa; Arthropoda; Merostomata; Xiphosura; Limulidae
Product: solute carrier organic anion transporter family member 4C1-like
Exons: 9
Coding region: 109-1911 (600 amino acids)
Biological process (GO): sodium-independent organic anion transport; transmembrane transport
Cellular component (GO): membrane
Molecular function (GO): protein binding
Source: RefSeq, a predicted model, not a curated record